This is a messenger RNA of Menidia menidia (Atlantic silverside), 1595 nucleotides long. The record is from the annotation of a GenBank genome assembly. Lineage: Eukaryota; Metazoa; Chordata; Actinopteri; Atheriniformes; Atherinopsidae.
AUUGGCAUGCGCCGUGUGUUUACAGGCUGUAGUCAGAAAAAAUGUGUAAAAUAGACUUAUUUUAAAACGUUACAGUGAUUUUUGUAGAUACGAUAACGUGUUAGACAAACACAAAGUAUAGUAGACGACUGUUACAUGGAUUACGUGCGUUUUGGGGCCUUUCUUUGAUGAAAAGUAGUCCGUGGAUGUUGUUUAAACGCUGUCGUGAUUUGGGAGAAUGUGAAGUAGUCCGAGAUGAUGCUCUGCUUUGGAAAUGCCAGGUAGAAGGUCUUAAUGCGUGAGGCCGAGCAUGGCUGAAGAAGGAGAUCUGGAGACUAUCGGUGAACAGUUGUACUCUCUGAUUUACCCCAAACAGAAAGAGGAGGCUGGAAAACUCACAGGCAUGUUGCUGGAGCUCCCGGCCCCCGUUUUGAGGCAGAUGUUGGAGGAUGAGGCCAUGCUGGCAGCGGCCGUGGAGAAAGCCCUCAGAGCCCUGCACCUGGAGUCCAGCGAGGGGAGCCAGGCGGAGGAGGAGGAGGAAGAGGCGUCUGCGUCCUCUGACUCUUUGGGGGAGCAGCUGUUUGAACUGGUGGACGUUUACAACACGGGACACUCCCAGAAAAUCACAGGCGAGCAGAGCAUCACACACACAAACACACACACACACACAAACACACACACUGACGUCUUUAUCACAGCAGUGAGCAGAAUAAAGAUUUCCUCCUGUUUAAAUGGGACUCCCCGUUUGUCAGCAGGGAUGCUUCUGGAGCAGCACAGAGAGGCCGUGGUGGGCCUCCUGUCCGACCCCAAACAGCUGGAGGAGCAGGUCCACCUGGCCCUGAAGACGCUAACAGAGUACGUAGUUUAUGGCCUUUACGGCCUCUCUGAUGGAUGGAUGGAUGUAUGGAUGCGGAGCGUGGAGGAAACGGAGGCCGGCGACUCCUCGGACGAGCUGGAGCGGCUGGGGGAGCAGCUCUUCUCUCUGGUGGAGGCCAUAGAUCCACGCCACGCCCAUGACAUCACAGGGAUGCUGCUGGAAAUGGAUGCGGCCGCCCUGCAGCCGUUGCUAAGCAACCGCCGCAUGCUGCAGGCCGCCGUUCAGAAAGCUCAGGCCGCCCUGCUGGACUAGGCCCGAUCCGAUCCCGGAUCCAGAUCGGAUCGGCCGGAGAUAUUUGGAAAAAAAACAAAAAGGAAAAAAGGCCUGAGGGGAGAGCCUCUUUAGAUCUAAUCAGGUGGGAAAGAGCUCUCCCUUUUCUCAACACAAGCUAAAAACUGCUGAAUCAACAGGCGGGAAUCGUCCUCUUUCGUCCCGAUCCGAUAUCUGGAUUGGAGUCAGAAAGCCAAACAGAACCGGACCCGAAACUUCCUUCCUCCCCCAGAGGCUCAAAUGUAAAAAAUGAUCUUUUUCUUAUGUUUUUUUUACAUUUUUGGGAAAAGAAAGUUGCUUACUUGAUCAGUUUUAUGGUUUGCCCUCUGAAACACGGCAGUCCGGUCCGUGUCCAGCAUCAGCGUAACCAUGGAAACCACAGCAUCCAUGUAGGGUCGAGCCAGACUCCAGAUCCAGUUUUAUUUUAAAGUCCCAUCCCACACGAGCAUUAGCAUUAGCAUCUGCUAAC